UUAUUUGCAGAGAGCCCUAAAGCUCAGUGCCUCCUGUCUUCUCACCAAGCAACUACAAAAAAAAUAAAAUGGCAUUGAACGGAAAAGCCGCAGUGGUGACUGGAGCAGUGAUGGGGAUAGGGAAAGCAAUUACGGAGAUCCUCUUGAAAAACGGUGCCAAGGUAGCCCUCCUGGAUGUGAAUGAAACUGCAGGAAAGAGUUUAAUAGAAGUCCUGAACAAAGAGUAUGGCCCAGACAGAACUUUGUUCCUGAACUGCAAUGUUGAAUCAGAGGAGCAGAUCAAAGCUGCCUUUCGGAAAACGUCAGAAACCUUUGGAGGAAUAGACAUCCUGUGCAACAAUGCUGGCAUCCUGAACGAGAACACGUGGGAGAAAACUGUUUCCAUAAACAUGAUGGGUGUUAUCAGAGGGACCUACCUGGUUCUGGAGCACAUGAGCAAGUUGAGCAGAGGUCGGGGAGGAGUCGUCGUCAACACGUCAUCCAUGGCAGGUCUCGGCCCUCUUCCAAGCUGUCCCGUGUAUACAGCCACUAAGCACGGAGUGGUCGGCUUCACUCGGGCCAUGGCGGCCGCCUCCACAGCAUCAGGUUACGGUAUCCGGUUCAAUGUCCUUUGUCCCGGUUUCGUCCAAACAAACCUCUUCUCCGCUAUUAAAUCCAACCUGGGACAAUUCUCCCACCUGGCUGAUGCAACCCAGCAAUUAAUGGAUGUAUUAGGGAUUAUAGACAUGUCUGAUGUAGCAGAGUCCGUUCUGGAGAUGGUGACGGACGAGACAAAGAACGGAGAGGCCUGCCUGAUUUCCCCUAAAGGAAGGGAAUACGUGAAUUUUCCUUCAUUCCAGUAACUUUAUGCAAUGACAAACAGCAAACAGAACUGGAUCUUUGAAUCAAAGCAGCAAUGUUUUCUCAGUGCUUUAAUGUACAAAUAAAAACUGAAUGCCUCAAGUGGAGGCAUUCAGCAGACAAGGGAUUUAAGCGAAAUUGUCUUAAUGAGUAUUCAAUAAAAUGUACACGGCUUUGUGCAUCUUCUACAGGUUUUUUUCCUUUUUUUAGUAGUUAAAUUAAUUCUUAACUAUGAUGACAAUUGGAAUAAAUGUGCACCUGUGUGUCGUUAGAAAUUACAACAAUAAACAGACCACUGGAUCAACA
Molecule: messenger RNA, 1146 nt
Organism: Anoplopoma fimbria (sablefish)
Lineage: Eukaryota; Metazoa; Chordata; Actinopteri; Perciformes; Anoplopomatidae
Exons: 7
Coding region: 69-842 (257 amino acids)
Cellular component (GO): cytoplasm
Molecular function (GO): oxidoreductase activity, acting on the CH-OH group of donors, NAD or NADP as acceptor
Source: RefSeq, a predicted model, not a curated record